CAGACGCCACUCGUCGAGUCGCUCCCGCUCUCGGCCGCCACCGGCUGCCAAGUGCUGCUCAAGAUGGACGCGCUGCAGCCGAGCGGCUCCUUCAAGGACCGCGGGAUGGCCUACAUGUGCGCAGCGCUGCAGUCGCGUGGUGUCACCGACCUCAUCUCCUCCUCCGGCGGCAACGCUGGCCUCGCCGCCUCUGCCGCCGGCCGCAAGCUAGGCAUGCGCGUCCGGGUGGUCGUGCCGACGACCACAAAGCCAAUCAUGAUUGAAAAGAUGCGCGCGCACGGAGCCGAGGUGGAGGUGCACGGCGCCAACUGGAACGCGGCGGACGAACUCGCUCGA
Molecule: messenger RNA, 336 nt
Organism: Emiliania huxleyi CCMP1516
Lineage: Eukaryota; Haptophyta; Isochrysidales; Noelaerhabdaceae
Exons: 1
Biological process (GO): L-serine catabolic process; L-threonine catabolic process
Molecular function (GO): L-serine ammonia-lyase activity; pyridoxal phosphate binding; threonine deaminase activity
Source: RefSeq, a predicted model, not a curated record